Molecule: messenger RNA, 2093 nt
Organism: Gekko japonicus
Lineage: Eukaryota; Metazoa; Chordata; Lepidosauria; Squamata; Gekkonidae
Gene: SLC34A2
Product: solute carrier family 34 (type II sodium/phosphate cotransporter), member 2
Exons: 11
Coding region: 1-1884 (627 amino acids)
Biological process (GO): sodium-dependent phosphate transport; intracellular phosphate ion homeostasis
Cellular component (GO): vesicle; brush border; apical plasma membrane
Molecular function (GO): sodium:phosphate symporter activity
Source: RefSeq, a predicted model, not a curated record
AUGGAACUUCUGCCUGCCUACUCCACAAUUGCCUUGAUCGCUGAUCAAGAACCCAAGGAUGAAGUGGACCCUUGGGAUAUGCCAGUGCUCCAGAACACUGGGGUCAGGUGGUCAGAACUGGAUGGGAAAGGCAAAGUGCUGUGCGUGUCAAAAGGGAUAGGGAAGUUGAUUCUCCUGCUGGGGCUCCUCUACUUUUUUGUCUGCUCCUUGGAUGUACUCAGCUCAGCCUUCCAGUUAGUAGGAGGUAAAGCCGCAGGAGACAUUUUCAAAGAUGGUUCCGUGUUGUCCAACCCUGUCGCAGGACUCGUGAUUGGCGUUCUGGUGACCGUCAUGGUCCAGAGCUCUAGCACCUCCUCCUCCAUCAUCGUCAGUAUGGUGGCCUCUUCCCUACUGAGCGUUCCACUCGCAAUUCCAAUCAUCAUGGGAGCCAAUAUUGGAACCUCGGUCACCAACACUAUUGUGGCGCUCAUGCAAGCCGGAGAUCGGAAUGAAUUUAGAAGGGCGUUUGCUGGGGCAACGGUUCACGACUUCUUUAACUGGCUCUCCGUGUUUGUGCUGCUGCCCCUUGAGAUCGCCUCAGGUUACCUGUAUCGUCUUACCAAUGUCAUUGUCGAGUCCUUUCAUCUCGAAAGCGGAGAGAGUGCCCCUGAGCUGCUGAAGGUCAUCACCGAUCCUUUUACGAAGCUUAUUGUCCAGCUUGAUAAAUCAGUGAUCAGUGCAAUUGCUACGGGUGACAAAUCAGCAAGCAACAAAAGCCUCGUGAAAACUUGGUGUAAAACAAAAACUAGCCUGAUUGCACAAAACGUUACCGUCCCUUCGCCUGAGAACUGCACAUCUCCAGAUCUUUGCUGGCUUGAUGGAAACUCAACCUGGACUCUCAAAAAUUACUCUAACACAGAGUAUAUUAAAAAAUGCAAUCAUAUUUUUGCAGGAACAACCCUUUAUGAUUCAGCUGUUGGGAUCAUCCUCCUUGCAUUAUCCUUGCUCGUACUGUGCACGUGUUUGGUACUGAUAGUUAAGCUGCUGAAUUCCGUACUCAAAGGACAAGUGGCAAGUGUUAUCAAGAAGACACUCAACACUGAUUUCCCGUUUCCAUUUUCUUGGCUCACGGGAUACCUGGCUAUGCUAGUGGGAGCUGGCAUGACUUUUAUCGUUCAGAGCAGUUCAGUCUUUACAUCGGCAAUUACUCCACUUGUUGGAAUUGGUGUUAUCAGCAUUGAGCGUGCCUACCCCCUCACUCUGGGAUCCAACAUUGGCACCACCACGACAGCCAUUCUUGCGGCUUUGGCGAGUCCAGGAAGCACAUUAAAGUAUUCCUUACAGAUCGCCCUGUGCCACUUUUUCUUCAACAUUUCUGGGAUCAUCCUUUGGUACCCGAUCCCUUUCAUGCGCCUCCCCAUCCGCUUGGCCAAAGGCUUGGGGAACAUCACAGCCAAGUACAGGUGGUUUGCCAUUUUCUACCUUCUUGUCUGCUUCCUCCUCGUUCCUUUACUGGUCUUUGCCCUGUCAAUGGCCGGCUGGCAGUACCUGGUGGGCAUCUGCGUCCCCAUCUUGGCUCUCUUGGUCGUGGUCUUCGUCGUCAACGUGCUGCAAGCCAAACAGCCCCACUGGCUGCCUCAGACGUUCCGGAGCUGGGACUUCCUCCCCAAAUGGAUGCACUCCUUGCGGCCUUGGGAUAACGUCAUCACGUCCAUGACAUCUGCGUGCGGGAGAUGCUGCUGCUGCUGCAAGUGUUGUCGAGGCGGGGAUGCUGACCCUGCGGCAAAAGAAAAGCCGACCAAAGCCACGCAAGGGCACGACAACCCAGUUUCGUUGGCGGACGAAGAGAACGACCUUACGGCAGAUAAAACGAAGCAAAUUGAUUCGAGUGUCACGGCUUUAUAGCCGGGGGGGGCUGCGCCACAAGGGCUGAGAACCUAAUAGCUGAUGGGGGGGGGGACAUAAGAGGCAGGGAGAAAGUGGAGGCAGGAAAUGUACGCUGGGUUUCUGCAUCCGGUGAACAGAAUGCUUGACAUCGGCGACAGCCAACCUUUGGGGCAAGAAUGCAAGCCCGGACUGUGAGAGCCAUACUGAGUGUCUAUGCAGCCCCAGGU